AAUAGUGUCAUUUGAGAGCUGGAUUGGUCCUCGACAGAUGAGUCGAGAAUCGGUUGUCUGCUGAACAAGACGUGGGGAUUUCCAUUUUCCACUUUUAGUUUCUGGUGUUUAUGCCGGUUCAGUGCUAAAACAAUGGAUGACCAGGGGUGUCCGAGAUGUAAAACGACAAACAGAAAUCCAUCGCUGGUAUUGAUGGUAAAUGUGUGCGGAUGUGAAAAUUGUGUGGAUCUACUAUUUUUGCGAGGGACUGGAGCAUGUCCAGUAUGCAACACACCUCUCCGAAGAAAUGAUUUUCGUGUACAGCAGUUUGAGGAUUCUGCAGUGGAGAAGGAAAUAGACAUCAGACGGAAGAUUCUCAGAGAUUUCAAUAAGAAAGAAGAGGACUUCGCUAGUGAGAGAGAAUAUGAUGAUUAUUUAGAAAUGAUAGAAAAUAUCAUUUACAAUUUAAAUAAUAACAUUGAUGUGGAGGCCACAAAGAGAAUGGUAGAACAGUACAAGAAGGAGAACAAAAAGCAAAUAGCCCAGAAUAGACCCAAAAUGAGUAAAGAUGAUGAACUGUUAGAAAUGUUGAUUGAGGAAGAGAAGCAGUUAGCCAACAUGAGAUAUGAGGAGACGAAGCAGGAGGCCAUCCAGGAGAGGCAGAUGAAGAAGAAGAACAAGGAAGCUCUGAUAGAUGAAUUGAUGUUCUCUGAGAGUUCGGCCUCCUCUAUUCUGGAUCGUCACAAGGCAGAACUAGACCGGCAGGCAGAAACAAAGGCUGCGGCAGCCACAAAAAAAGCAGCUACCAAGUUCUCUACAGGAAUUUCAUUUUUUUCACAGUCCUCUGGUGGAGACUUCAUUCAACCUAAGAGAGAGGAGGCCCCACUGUUCUCACACACACCUGUGGACUUUGAAAUACUGGGACCAAGACUACCUGAAGAGGACGAACUGGAAACCAUGGGGUACUUGUCAAAUAUUCGCAAGGCUACGGGCUCUGACAUGGGUGGUGGCUAUGAGGCCCGGUAUGCCUGUGGUAGGGCACUGCAAGAUGCUUUGUCUGGACUGUUCUUCAUGUUGGACAAGUCACAGAAACCAGGCCCAUCAGGAGACACAACUGUGCCUGGCACGGGGUAAUUGUGGUCUGCAGACAAGCUCCAAGUGCAUCAGAAGAUACAGUUGUGGACGCAGACAAGCUCCAAGUGCAUCAGCAGAUGCAGUUGUGGAUGCAGACAAGCUCCAAGUGCAUCAGGAGACGCAGUUGUGUCUGCAGACGAGCUCCAGGUGCAUCAGGAGACACAGUUGUGGCCACUGACAGGCUCCAAAUCCAUCAGGAGACACAACUGUGUCUACAAACUCUUCGGAUAACUCUGCCGAUGAGUUGUUCUUUAACCUACAGGUCUGGGAAGAGAGCACAGGUGUAGUAAUCACAUCUUUGUCCAGCUUAAACACAACUAUUGUUCAAACUCAUUAUCCAGGGUUAAGCCCAAGAACAUUGAUCUUUUUAAAAUUUGUGACAGGAUCCAAUCACAUGGGAGAACUGUACAAUGCCACCCAAAGCUGAACUGUGUGGAGUUUCUCUCCAGUUAGAAGGCAUGAUGCCGCAUCGUACUUUGUUAUCAAUGAUGGAUAUUGCCAUCACCAUUGCAUUGUCACAAGUUAAGACCUUGUCAACACAACAUUGCCAACAAGUGACAAAUGUCUACAUGCAUAGAUGGAUCUUCUCAAAUGAUAUGGAGAGAACCUGGGCCCAGUUUCACAAAGAAGUAUGCGAUAUUUAUUUAUCGUACAUUUGUUGUACGAUAUUUUGUACGUCACUGUAAACAUACCAUUGUCUUAUAUGUGCGAUAUCGUACAAAUGCGACAUCUUUGUGAAAGUGGCCCCUGGUGAAAGGUUCCUCUAGGUCCCAUGCUGUGUGCUGUUUUGUCUGCUAUAUUGUUGCUGUAUUGCUGUACUGUUUUUGUACAUGUAUGUUUUGCAGUUUGUGUAUUGUUCAGUUUGCUAUUUUGCUACUUCAGUACAGCUUUACUGUUUCCAGGAUGAUUUUCCGUUUCUGUAUUCUUUCUGUAUCUGUUAUAUUUCACAGUUCUAUAGUGCACAUGUCUUGCACUAUCACACUUCAUUUGGAGAAUAAUACAUACCUCAGCUUGAGACUGAGGCGUUACCAUACACACACAGUGUAUUCAUGAAGGUGCAUAUUUAAUGCAGGUGCGUGUUUCGUGUGAUCCUUCCGUAGAUAAUAUAUAUACCAAAUUCAGAUCGUCCUUCAUGUGUAUUAAAAAAGGAUACCAGCUUUGCUUACUUAUCAACAAAUAGAAGGUAUAUAUGUCAUUCCUGUCACCAGUAUAGCAUUUAUUUGAAUCAGUCUUUUUGAUCAUUAACCAAAUAAUGUGUAAAAACCAUUUCUGUCACUAAAAGUUCUUAAUUUAACCACAUUAGCCACAUUUGAACUACAUGUGUUUGGAGAACAUUUUCCACUGUCUGUGAUAGUUUGAUACAUACAUGGACAUAUUUUCAUAUUAAAU
This is a messenger RNA of Liolophura sinensis, 2502 nucleotides long. RefSeq names its product CDK-activating kinase assembly factor MAT1-like. Lineage: Eukaryota; Metazoa; Mollusca; Polyplacophora; Chitonida; Chitonidae. Gene Ontology annotation, biological process: regulation of transcription by RNA polymerase II; positive regulation of cyclin-dependent protein serine/threonine kinase activity; nucleotide-excision repair. Gene Ontology annotation, cellular component: transcription factor TFIIH holo complex. The record is from RefSeq and is a predicted model, not a curated record. Gene Ontology annotation, molecular function: cyclin-dependent protein serine/threonine kinase activator activity.